AUGGAAAUUGAAGCCCUGGAUGUGAUUAUUGAGCUGCAGACUGAUCGUCAAGCGCUGUCCACGACUGUGGGCAACUCUUACAUGCUGAAGCUGGCAAAACUGGGGAUCUCAGAGGUGAGGGAUGCUGUGUUCCUGCACCGCUACAGCGAGCCUGUGCUGCUGGUGCUGCAUGAGACCAAGCCGUCCUGGGGUGGGCAGCUGCGCAACAGCAAGGACACCAUGGAAGUCACUGCGUUCUCCUUGAAUGUGGCCCACAAGCGGCACACGAGGCUUUGGUCCAUAGGCAAUCUGCCCAGCGAUGCCUUCAAGCUCAUAGAAGUUCCAGGCGGGGGCGGGCUGGUCAUAUGCCAGAACCUGCUGAUAUAUGUGUCACAGGAAGCUGCUGCGGCGGCAGCAAGCGGCGCACCAAGGGCGGAAGGUUUUGAGCUUGACUUGACAGACUGCUCUGGGGCGUGGCUGGCAGACAACAGUCUGCUUCUUGGGCUUGCUUCUGGCCAGCUCAUUCUUGUGAAUGUGCAGCUCGAGGGUAGCAAACGCCUGAAAGUCUCAAAGGCACAGGGUGCGCCUCCACCGUCCUGCAUGUGCAGGCUGGGCCCUGAAUUGCUCUUUCUUGGAUCUUGGGUUGCAAAUUCUCUGCUGAUUCGCGCCGUGCCAGAAGGGCAGACUCUUCUGCUCGGAGGCCCAGAGGAGCAGGCGAGUGAGGCGGAUGCUACCCAUGCAAGCAAGCGCCCACGCCUUGACCCUGAUGCUGCUGAUCUGGGGAAUGAGGAUGAGGAUGAAGUCUCCCUCAUCUACCGCACAGAUGCGCAACCGGCACUGCCGUCAACCACUGGUGCAUCCAAGUACAGCCUGCAAGUGGUGGACAGCCUGGUCAGCAUUGGCAUUGUGCAGGAUCUUGUGACAGGGGAGGCGUCAACCAGUGCGCCACAGGAGUGGGUGGCCAAGACUGAGCGCGGACCCCCCAAGCUGCUCGCAGCCGUCGGCUCUGACAAGUUUGGGGCUGUGGCCGUGCUGCGCAGCUCGCUCGUUCCAGAACUGGUCACUGAGGUCCCUCUCCCAGGGGUUGAUCAGAUGUGGGCUGUGCAUUUCCAGCCUGAGGGCCUGCCUGUAGAUGACAGCCUCCUAUACCAUGCCUUCCUCUUCCUCAAUGAGAAGAGUGGCACCAAGGUGCUGCGCACUGGCGAGGAGUUGGACGAGACUGACUCCUCGCAAGUCGACUUCAUCCUGUCCAGCCGCACAGUCUUCGCUGGAAAUCUCCUUGGGAACAGCCGCAUUGUGCAGGUGCAUGCGCGCGGGGUGGUGCUGCUGUCAGGAUCCUCAAGGGUGCAGGACCUGCCUGUUCAAGAUCUCAUUGGUGUCAGCAACACAACCAUUGUGGCGGCUUCCGCGCUGAGAGAACUGCACCCUUACCUUGAAAACAAGGGCGCAGCUGUGUUGUGUGUGGUGUGCCGCUCCGCUCGCAUGGAGGUUUACUCUCUGCCAGAUUUGGAUCUGCUGCUCUCCAUCAACGACAUAUCAGACGGGCCGAUGGUGGCUCCCAGCAGUUCACCUCAAGACACAAAUGGAGCGACGGGGCUGCCAAGUGUGGUGGAGGUGAAGAUGGAAUGCUUUCAUCACCAGUCAGGGGGCACACAGGCUGUGAAAGACCAAGAUCUACCGUUUCUUCUGCUGCUUCUUGCGGAUGGCACUUUCCUGGCCUACAGAGCAUUCCACACUCCACGAGGCCGUGUGUGCUUCAAGAGGCUCAGCCUGCCCGCGCAUGCACACUGCCCUCCUCAGGACCGCAGAAGUAAAACCACGGCUCCGAGCAGCAGUAUGACGCGCUUUGAUGGCUUAGGGGAGAGCAAGGAGCAUGUCAACAGCGGAAUGUUUGUGAGUGGAGAGCGACCGCUGUGGCUGGUUGCCAGCAGAGGGACUCUUGUUGCACAUGCGAUGGAUGUGGAGGGGCGUGUAUCCGGCAUGACCCCAUUCCACAACAUCAAUUGCCCGCUGGGUUUCAUCACUGCCUGCAUGGCUGAGAAUGACGGUGAGACGUUGAAGAUCUGCCAAUUGCCCAUGCGCACGCGCCUAGAUACACCCUGGCCGCUGCAGAAGAUUGCUGUGCGAGCGACGCCCCACCGCUUGGCUUACUACGCUGAAGCCCGCCUCUACGUCUUGCUUGUCUCCCGCCCGGUGCCUUAUCGAGAACAUCAAGAAGAGGCGUCUGAUGGGGAUCCGCAUGCCUCCUACUCGUACAUCUGUGCUGACGCAGCUGCCAAGGCUUCCGGCACUGAGCUUGGCGGAGAGGUGCGGCUGCUGGAGCCCGGCCGCUACCAGACUGUGGCGCGCCAUGCACUGGACCCUGGAGAGGAGCCCUGCUCUGUGGCAGCGGACUGGCUGCGCAACGCUCAGACAGGCGCUCUCGAGCCAUACAUCACAGUGGGCACUGCCCUGAACUAUGGAGAGGACUACCCCUGCUCGGGGCGCAUCCUCCUCUUCAAAGCGACCAGAACGAGCACCAGCGGCGCUGAGCAAGCAGACCCCACAAUUUCUUGGCAGCUCACCCUUGUGCAUGCAAGUGGGUUCAGCCGCCCAGUGCAGGGCCUGGCUGUGAUGGAUGGCCGCCUGGUGGCCGCUGUCGGCAACAACAUGCAGGUGAUGGAGCUGCGGGGCUCCAGCCUCCACAUGAUCAGCUUCUUCCACGCGCAGCUCUUCAUCACCUCAGUGGCGACUAUCAAGACCUUCAUCCUGCUGGGCGACGUGCACAAGGGGCUCACCUUCGUGUAUGCUGACAAGAAAGCUAACUACACAGCCCUGACACAGCUCUCAAAGGACUACAACGAUGUAGAUGUCGAGGCUGCAGAGUUUCUUGUCAAUGGGAAGAAGCUCUUUCUCUUGGCCUGCGACGCGGCGCAAAACCUGCGGCUGUUUGCCUAUGACGGAGGGAAGGAACAGCAGGCAACCUGGCAGGGGAAGAAACUGCUGCCAUUGGGAGCAAUCCAUGUGGGGCAGAACAUCUGCAGCAGCCUCUCGCACCGCAUAACGCCAGCCAGUGCGACGGGCGUGCAGCUGCGCGCGGCCGUGUUUGGCAGUGCUGCUGGCUCUAUUGCGAGCCUGGCCCCUACCUGGGAUGGACUGCCAGCGGAGGAGUUGCUUGCCCUCCAGAGAGAGAUGGUCUUGGCUGUGCCUCAGGUUGCAGGCCUCAAUCCAGUGAGCUUCAGGCGGCGAUACAAGCAUGGAGUCAAGGCAUUGGCCGGCGGCCAAAGCUUUGAGGCACCCGUCUCGGAUGACAGAGUGCUGGAUCUCGACCAGCUCAACCGCUUCCAGUGGCUCCCACUGACAGAGCAGGUUGCUCUGGCGGCAAAAUGCAAUCUGAGCAGGCAGCAGGUCCUCCAUGCACUGAGAGAGAUGGUCAUGGCAAUAUCGACGUUUUGAGGCUUGUUGGUGCAGUGCAUGGGGUGGAUUUGGUCUGAAGAGAUGCGGGCGUACACUAAAACUGAUCCAGAACUUCUCAAUGAACAAAUAUUUGAGCACAUGUGCAUGCGAGUCUUGCACUUCAGCUUGUUUUCCUCUUCAUUCCAAUAAUUUGGUUGGUCAUACUUGAAACAGAAUCCUGAUCAGAAACUUGUUGUGAGCUGUGAGCAAAUUGAAUAGAGUAACAACAGGAUUAUAUGAUGACAUUCUGUUCUCAAUUGUAUGCUUGUUGCUGUUGUGAUCGCUUUAAGAAUUCUAUGAAGC
Molecule: messenger RNA, 3717 nt
Organism: Coccomyxa subellipsoidea C-169
Lineage: Eukaryota; Viridiplantae; Chlorophyta; Trebouxiophyceae; Coccomyxaceae
Exons: 19
Coding region: 1-3414 (1137 amino acids)
Cellular component (GO): nucleus
Molecular function (GO): nucleic acid binding; protein binding
Source: RefSeq, a predicted model, not a curated record